Pipra filicauda (Wire-tailed manakin) is the source of this 1732-nucleotide messenger RNA. It is a transcript of the gene RRP9, whose product is annotated as ribosomal RNA processing 9, U3 small nucleolar RNA binding protein. Lineage: Eukaryota; Metazoa; Chordata; Aves; Passeriformes; Pipridae. Bases 1 to 1449 code for a protein of 482 amino acids. Gene Ontology annotation, cellular component: small-subunit processome. Gene Ontology annotation, molecular function: snoRNA binding; protein binding. The record is from RefSeq and is a predicted model, not a curated record. The transcript has 15 exons.
AUGGCGGCGGCGGCGGCGAGCGGCAGGAGGGCCAAGGCCCCGCGCGGGGCCGCGGGACGGCGGCGGCCGCGCCCGGCGGUCCCGAACGCCCAGGGGAGACCGCGGGCGGCGGCCGGCCGGCCCGCCGACGAGGAGGUGUCCAGCGACUCCGAGACGGAGAGCCUGUCGUUGGGGCGGCGGCGGCGAGAGGCGGCGGCGGCGGAGGAGGAGGUGGAGGAGACGCCGCAGGAGAAGAAGCUGCGCCUGGCCAAGCAGUACCUGGAGGAGCUCCGCCAGCUCGAGGAGGAACGGGCGGAGGAGGAGGAGGAGGAAACCCAGCCGGCGGAUCUCAUCGGCGACCGACUGAAGGAGGACGUGCUCGAGCAGAAGGGCCGGCUGCAGCGCCUGGUCGCCAAAGAUGUGCAGCCUCCGGAUCCAGCCAGCAUCCGUGUGCUGCGAGGACACCAGCUGCCUGUCACCUGCCUGGUCAUCUCUCCUGAUGACAAGUUCAUCUUUUCUGCAUCCAAGGAUGGCUCCCUCAUCAAAUGGGAGGUGGACAGCGGGAAGAGGCUGUGCGUGGUGCCCGGAGGGAAGAAGGGCACGGAGGAGCGGCACAUGGGACACGCAUCCCACAUCCUCUGCAUGGCCAUCUCAUCGGAUGGCAAGUACCUGGCCACAGGAGACAGGAACAAGUUGAUCAUGAUCUGGGACACAGCCACCUGCAAGCGCCUGCACAUCUUCACAGGGCACCGUGACGCUGUCUCGGGCCUGUCCUUCCGCAAGGGGACACACCAGCUGUACAGCGCUUCCCAUGACCGCUGCGUCAAAGUCUGGAACGUGGCAGAGAACGCCUAUGUGGAGACCCUAUUCGGGCACCAGGAUGUCAUCACGGGGCUGGACAGCCUGAGCCGGGAGUGCUGUGUGACGGCGGGGGGACGGGAUGGCACCGUGCGGCUCUGGAAAAUCCCUGAGGAGACACAGCUCGUGUUUUCUGGGCACCAGGGCUCCAUUGACUGUAUUCAGCUCAUCAAUGAGGAGCACAUGGUGUCCGGCGCCGAUGACGGGUCUUUAGCCCUCUGGGGGCUGACAAAGAAGAAACCUCUGGCGCUGGCUCGGCAGGCGCACGGCAUGCAGGAUGCCCAGGGCCUGGAGCAGCCCUACUGGAUCUCAGCGGUGGCCGCCCUGCGCAACAGUGACCUCCUGGCUACAGGAUCCCACAGUGCCAGCGUGAAGCUCUGGAAGUGUGGUGAGGGAUUUCGGAAGCUGGAGCACCUCUGGGACAUCCCCUUGGUGGGCUUUGUCAACAGCCUCAAGUUCUCGUCAUCUGGUGACUUCCUGGUGGCUGGCAUCGGGCAGGAGCACCGGCUUGGACGGUGGUGGAGAAUCAAAGAAGCCAAAAACAGCAUCUGCAUCAUCCCCCUUAAACAGAGAACCACGGCCUCUGGCCCUGAAUCUCCUGGCAGCUCCUAACCCCCGGGUCGUGAAGCAGGUCAUUCUGUCCCUGGAGCUGCACCUUGAUGCAUCCUUGGUGCAGCCACCUCCCUGGGGCUGGCAGGAUGUGAGUAGGGGGUGUCACACAGCCUUGCUGGCCCCCGUGUUGUGAUGUGGCUCUGCCCUCUGCGAGGGUCUGUCCCCUUCCCUCAGGUUCGGCCGGACCUGAGCUCUGGAACAGUCCAUUUUGUAAAAAAAGCAAACCACCAAAACGACUUUAUUUACAUAAAUUACAAAAAAAAAAAAAAAUCACAUUCUUGCU